AUGUCCCCGGCAGGGACAGAAUUUCGGUGUCCAGACUGCAACGUCCCAUUCGAUGAGGUAAGUUUUUUUUUUCAAAUUUUCACCAUUCACGCAUGUUCAAAGCGGUCGGUCGUAUUACGGUAAUUAAGAUAGGUUGGUAAUAAAUAGAAAAAUUGUGUACUCUUUGUGAUGUAAUUUAUCUUGUAACCUCGAGAAAAAGGUCCAAAGGUCCUUAACAAUUUGCGGAAAAAAAUUUCAAAAGAUUUCCCGGAUUCGAAAAUGAAUUAUAUAUGACCAAGAGUCAUUCUUAUAGUUAAAAUUAUAUUCAGGGAUUAUUUAAAAAUAUUUGUUAUCGUUUUUUUAUAAGUUUGACUCCAAUUAGAAAGCUCAAUUAUAUAUCAUUACAAGUUCUUUUCUAUACAAAAGUAAUGAGAUAACUGAACUUGAUCUUUUUUCAGGGAACUAGGAGUGAAUGGAGCGACUCUCCUCUUCCGUGCCCCUUCAUCGAGCAAGUGAAUGCUCGUUGUGCCAUUGUUAUCAAGCCAACUCAAGGAUAUUUUCAGUCGUCAGUUUUUCAUUUAUUUUAGCCUCCGGUACUUGUAAAGCUCUGUACAAAAAAAUUUAUCAUUGGGGCGCGCUUUUUCACACCUCUUUGAUUCAUUUUUUUUUUCUUCUAACUAAACAUUUCAUUUCAUUGCAAAAUAAAAAUAUUAUAUAGGUUGAUUACCUCUCAUCGAAAGAAAAUUUAAAAAAAAAAGAAAAAGAUUAAAAUGAGAAAAGUUCAAUUCGUUUUCAAUCUGGACCUCGCAUAAGCCUGAGGCCGUAUGCAAUAAAGUAGAAAAUGGUUUUUCGCCAUUUUUCUGAAAUUCGUAAAUGGCUAAAAUCAGUCUUUUUUAGACUGAAAUUGUCUCACUUCUAUCAGAAUCUUCUUAUAAGCCUUAUUCCAUCAGAUAAAAUCGAAAUCAAUGAUAUCCUAGCGAGUUCAAGGCCUUUUAAAUUUUCAGGAAAGUGGAAGAAAAUUAUUUUCCAGUUUAUUGCAUACGGCCUCUGGCUAGCCUGUUUUGAACAUAUGUCAAUCAGUUUUGAAUAAACGCUAAUUUAAUUUUUUGUACUAGUGAGGACCGAAUUCAGCCAAUGUGAAUUUACUGUGAUUUCUUUCUUUCUUUGCAAUUCAACACAUAAUGAAAAACCCUCAGCUGCUUUUAAGAGCAUUGGGCUGGUACCUGGUGUUGUUCAGCCGGUCAGGCAGUUGAUCGAACGUCCGCCAUGCAUCUAGUUUGAAGACGUCGUCAUCGCGACUUUGAUCAAGGAGAGCGGAUUUCUUGUCAUGGCGAUUAACUGAAGUUUCAAAUACAAGAGACUUUCAAACACGGAGAAAGAGGAUAUAAAUUGUUUUUUUUUUCUAAUUUUUUGACUGAUUAGCUUUGUAAAGUCGUAAGUUAGUUAGGGAAGCUUUAUGCAGUCAGAAGAACUAACUAGGCGGUGCGCUAGAGCUCCGCUCGGCCUUGUCAGAACUAAGAUUCCUAGACGCCGAAGGCCGUGACGGCAUUUUCCGCGGGGGUCCCAUCAUCGCUUUGUCAGCAUCGCGCUGCCAACAGUUUAUGCUUCGGCCACUGGAAUGGGCUUCAGCGUGACUUUGCGUAUCCAAUUUGCAAGCAAAGAGGAUCGGCACUCCGGGAGUCCCGCGGCCUAAUCUACUAGCGCUUACAACUCAGAAACUUGUUUUGGAAGUUAAAAGAUUUAUGAAAGUUUAAAACUCAUCUUGACGUUGAAUGUAGAACCGAGACGACUCAUGAGGGAAGCAGGAAUGACGUUUGAACCCAGGUCAUACAAAAAAAAAAAUGACACGUUGCCACGUGGCUUUUUGUACGUCUUAUUUUUUUCACUAUCAAGAAAAUGACGCCUUGCCAAGAAGUUCACGUUUUUUUUUUGCAGAGAACUAAAUUUAUUAUUAUUUUUUUUGAUUGAAACUCUGGUUCAUAUGACGCAAAAAGUUAGAGAUAUUGGAGACACUAAAAAAACUUUUUAAAAAUUCAAAAAUUUUUAAUUUUUUUGGGCUCACUAGUUUUUCGCGGUUUUUGUAUCUUCUUUUUUUCUCUCGUAGAAAAAAAUGAUUCGUAUAAUUAGAGCCAAAAAUAAAUUUUUCUGAUGAAGUUUGAAGCUGUAUUAUAUGAAUAAUCGAAAUUACAUUAUUUUUUUCUAGUUUUUUUGAUGGUUUUUUUCGAAAGUAAUUAAAAAAACACUCUAGGUUUUUUUAAAAUUACUACUUCCUAUCAAUUAAUUGUUAUUUUGAUGCUAAUUUUAAUUUUUUUGUUUUUUUGUUUUUUUGAGUGCUGUUGAAGUUUUCUAAUUUCAAUCUUUUUUUCAUAUUUAUAAAUUUUCAUUUGAUAAGAGGUAAUCAACCUAUAUAAUAUUUUUUUUCUUCUAUUUUUUUGUAAUGAAAUGAAAUUUUAUUGUUCGCUCACAGACAGAAUUCUGUGGCGUGAAGGGAGAACCAGGGACUUUAGUAGCGUCAGCGUUUUUAAGUGACCCCUGAAACUGAUCAGAAACGUCCGGAGCUUUUCUCGUUACGAAUUUCCGAGAGAAAUUAGAAGAAAAAAAAAUUGAAUCAAAUAAAUGUGAAAAAGCGCACCUCAAUGAUAAAUUUCUUGUCCAUUUACGUGAGGCAAGCUGUACAAAAAUGCUCGUUUAUUUUUCGAAAAAAAGGAUUUUUGCGCUUUCAGAUACAAAAUUGGCGAUGAUUUGCAUAUUGGCAUUUCGGAUUCCCAGUCCCUGGUUCACUCUUACUGGACCAACGGCGUGACAGCCCAAGGCAGUUCCUGGGACAAAUCCAUUGUCGUUUUCGACUUUUUGCGAUUUUUCGCAAACGAGCAUCUUCUUGAUAAUGCCCUCUUCAAGUUUAUCAACGAGUCGGCCAAUCAUUUUCAUGGGCAGGUUAGAAAACUUUAAUUAUUAUGAUUAUUGAACUUUAAGAACGACACUUCGUUAUUUCUUAAAAAAAUAAGCUUUUUUUAUAAUUUUUUUAAAAAAAUUUAAUAGUUUUUUUAUUAGUUUCUGUGAAUAAUUGACGUUAACUUGACCUUCAAAUAGUUUUUUUCACAAUUCCAUUGGUUUUCCAAUAUAUAUUUCACUUUAAAUUGGAAAUUUCAUCCUAAUUAUUUUUCCGUACGGAUACUUUCUUUCCGAACAAUUGCUUUCAGAACUACAACAGCUUGGAUUGGAAUUGCUUCGAUUUCGUGACCGAAUUCCUGCGAAAUAUCAAUUUUCGAAACUAUUCAAAAGUCCAUUUUGUUUGUGAGUUCAUUCAGGAUUCCUUGAAAAACGCCAUCAAGUACUGUAGUUUGGUGAGCAAGGUGCAAGAGAAGGGUUGUAUUAUGAUUGGGUAGGACGUUUUUUGCAUAAUAGGCCUGAUUCACUAACUUUGUCAUUUGCCAAAGAUUAUUUACACACGUGUCUUGGAUUGAAUUUUUUUGGUUAUUUCCUUACUCACUUUGUCAUUGAUGUAUGAUUUUAUUUUCUACCUCCAUAAAUAUUUGAUUCAUCUUCUUUGGGUUUUUCUUUCUUUCCCGGUUUAAUGACCCUUUUAUUUAUUGAAUUCGAGCUUUCGAACCGAUUAUUCUUGGAUUUUUUGACAAACGUCAGUUUUUUAAAAGUUAGAAGUUUGCAAGGAAACUUUUAUUUAUACUCAAUUUUCUCGGGCUAGUUUUAUUAGGUUUUAUUACGUGGAGAAAAAAGUUCUUUAUUCUCCAUUUUGUACAUUAAUUCCGGUGCGAACUUUGUUUUCAACGUUUUUCGAAGCGAAAGUUGAAAAUAAGCUGUAUUCGGGAGCUUCUUCUGGCUCCUGUAUGUCUUAAACGCGUUUGAAAUGCUAUUAGCUUCUUCCUCAAUUUUUUUUCUUGAGGGUCAUGGCGGAAUCAUUAGAAGACGCUUCCUGUUCGCUCGACGCCGACCGGCUGAUCGACGAGUGCAGCUUCCAGGCCAGCCAGUUCGACAUCUUCAAACACGACUACCGCGAGUACACCGACGUCGAUUGCAAAGGUCUUCUGAGCCCAUAUCUGUCGGGAUUCUGGGAGUUCAGACCACGACGAUCACUCAAAUUGCACUCAAGACGUCAAGGAGAAGAAGGAGCUGGUUAACGUGACGCGAAGGCUACAAAAAUCGAUAGCUUCCAUCAAGCUGUAUGUUUUGGAGUGAAGUUGAAUUGGGCUUGAUGCGUUCUGAAGAUUAUGCUUAAUCCGUGAAAUCUUGGACAAUAAAAGAAUUUUCUCGCUAGAGGGCCUUAUGAAUUUUCUCAAGGCUCCUUUAGAGUUUAAGUAAGCUUUUUUCGAACGAUUUCAUAUGUUGCUUUAGCUUCCUCUUCCGUUUCCUUUCUUCUAACUUGAAAAUAGCUUAAAUUUCGGAACAGUUAUUCCAGAAAAUCCAUAGAACUAUGUUUUUAGUUGUUCUCCAAGCUCCGACUGAAUUUCGUUAUAUAUUAUGAAACCGCCAUGCAAUUCCACAAACUGCAGAGUAUCUCGACUAAAAAUAGUUAAUUUAUCAAUAUUCGAUGUUCGAUGUUUUCGAAACGCUUUGAGAUCUCAAAAGCUUCGUCUUUUUUUUGAACUCAAUCACCACUGAACAUUGCGGCGAUUCUAAUUCAGAACUUGAUCCUUUAAUUCGCGACGUUAAUUUUGAACGCACAAAUAGGUUAUAAGAGGUCGAAGAUUAAACUUAUUCCCGCCAAAUUGAUUUUCUUUUUCUUUCUAGAAAGAACAAAAACGGCGCACUGGAUAGCCUUCUGUCAGCACUAGAAGACGUCAAUCAUAAAAUAAAGGAGAUGAUCAAAUGGGGAGAAGCCGAAUUUUCCACGACGACUGUCGAUUUGCCCAAGUUUGACGUGACGGACAUGGAGAUGUUCCUCGGCGACGGCGAAGUUUUUCUUGUUUAUAUAUUGUUUAGUAUGUAAAAAAAAGUGGGAUGAGGAUAGGAAUUUUGUUUGGAAAAAUGGAUUAUAUGGAAAAAUUUGUAAAAAAAUUUGUGAACGUAACUUGGAAAGAGAUAACCAAAUUCAAAUUGAUUCUAAGAAAACGGGAAGAAUUUCAAAUUAAGUGUAGAGAACUUGAAAACAUUUCAAGUUUUCAUUCUACUCCUUUCAAUUGUCAACGAAAAGUGCAUAAUCCAAAUAUUAUUUUAUUUUCCGAAAAUGUCAGUUUGUUUCAGGGUUUCCAACACAACUCCAUGCUGAAACAGAUCGAGCAACAGCGAAAUUUCACCAAAACCGAACUGAAUCGACUUACAGCCGAAGCCAACAUUCUGCUGCAGGAAUACGAACACUUGAGAAAUGGUAUCACGGGUUCCUUGUAA
Molecule: messenger RNA, 5322 nt
Organism: Caenorhabditis auriculariae
Lineage: Eukaryota; Metazoa; Nematoda; Chromadorea; Rhabditida; Rhabditidae
Source: the annotation of a GenBank genome assembly